Molecule: messenger RNA, 395 nt
Organism: Owenia fusiformis
Lineage: Eukaryota; Metazoa; Annelida; Polychaeta; Sabellida; Oweniidae
Source: the annotation of a GenBank genome assembly
UGAGUUCUGGUUCAUCUGUACGGUCCAUCACAUCCGGCACUUCAUUGUUUGUCACUAGGUCCUCUGUGAGUUGUGGUUCAUCCGUCUUGUCCAUCAGGUCAGGUACCAAUCCAUCUGUCUGUUGCUCUGUUGUGGGUUCUGUCUCGUUUGUCCGGUCUGUCACAUCCGGCACUUCAUUGUCUGUCACUGACUUCGCUAUGAGUGCUGGCUCUUCCUUAAGUCCUGGUUCGUCCGUAAGUUCUGGCUCGUCUGCCAGUCCUGGUUCAUCCCUCACGUCCAUCAGUGUCACCGUUCAUCCCUCACGUCCAUCAGUGUCACCGUUCAUGUGUCCAUCUCGAGGUCCUGGUACAGAGGAGCGUCCACACUCCCCUGUAGCUCCAUGUCUAAACUAUCUU